Messenger RNA from Prorocentrum cordatum, 345 nucleotides. NCBI's taxonomy places the organism in Eukaryota, Dinophyceae, Prorocentrales, Prorocentraceae. The record is from the annotation of a GenBank genome assembly.
AUGCCCGACCUAGUCGUACCUACCUCUGCACGCUGGCACAAGGCUCAAGGUCGUCUCGAGCGUCCAGCCCGCUCCGCCCACGCCGAAGCCCCUGGAUCGGGGCGUGUAGCCAUCCAGUGGAUCACCGCCGCCAUGGCCAGCUCGGCCUUUCCCGGCGGGCUCCUGGGCAGCGCCCUGCGGCUGCUCGUCUUCAUCGCAGUGGGCCUCGCGUUCGGCUUCCUGUUCGAGCGGUCGCACGUGUACGAGCCUGACGCGAUUCGGAAGCAGUUCAUGUUCCAGCGCAACAUCAUGCUGAAGAUGUUCGUCGGGGCGGUCGGCGGCGCGGCGUUAACGUUCUACGUGUAG